This is a messenger RNA of Phalaenopsis equestris, 871 nucleotides long. RefSeq lists its product as uncharacterized. The record is from RefSeq and is a predicted model, not a curated record. NCBI's taxonomy places the organism in Eukaryota, Viridiplantae, Streptophyta, Magnoliopsida, Asparagales, Orchidaceae.
CUUCCGACUUCGAUGGUCCCAUCUUCGUUUGCACCCGGAACGACGACCUCGACGCCGUGCUCGAGGGUACUCUUUCUUCUCGAUGGAGCGAUAUGGUGUUUUUCCAGAAUGGAAUGCUUGAUCCUUGGUUCGAGAGUAGAGGCCUUGGGGAUGCGAAUCAAGUUUUGGCUUAUUUUGCGGUGUCCAAGCUUGGGGAGUCUCCCACGGAUGGCAAGACUGAUACGAAUCCUGAAGGGUUGACCGCUGCUUUCGGGAAAUGGGCUUCUGCGGUGGCAGCACGGUUGCAUGGUGGCGGUCUCUCUUGCAAGGUCCUCCAAAAGGAAGCUUUUCAAAAACAAAUGUUGGAGAAAUUGAUAUGGAUUUCAGCGUUCAUGCUUGUUGGAGCGCGUCAUCUGGGAGCUACAGUUGGGGUUGUGGAGAAGGAUUAUCGAUCUGAGGUCACAAGCCUCAUUGCAGAAUUGGAAUCUGCUGCUGCUGCUGAGAGGGGAAUAACAUUUGACGACGGCAUGGUGGAGAGGCUGUGUGCAUAUUCCAGGGCUGUUGCACAUUUCCCCACUGCUGUGAAAGAGUUUAAGUGGAGAAAUGGCUGGUUUUAUUCUCUGACUGAGAAGGCACUUGCUCUUGGUAAAGAUGACCCUUGUCCAAUCCAUACAACUUGGCUUAAAGAGAUUAGGAUUAUAUAGACUCUACCUCUCCAUUGUAGCAAGUUGGUGUGAAGUUACUCUGUUAAUUAAUGCUAUUAUGGUAAAAGGAGCUAAUUUUAUCUGCAAAUUGAAAAACAAAACUGAAAUGUAGGGGAAGGCUUGUCUAAUUGCCUCGAAGGCUGUUUCAUUAGGAAAUCUUGAUAUCGAUACUCAUUUUGGAAGGAAAA